AUGGAGGUUGUGGCCAGAGAUUUUGCAGAGCUGCCACAGGAUAUUCUGAUGGAUAUGUUUUCUCUUCUGGAGACACCUGAUUUAGUGCGGGCGGGCUCUGUCUGCUGCUCCUGGAAGGCUGGAACUGCGUAUACUAGCAUACGUAGCUUUGGGCUUUACAAAUGGCCCCAAACACCUUGCCUCUUCUACACCUCUGGAUCUGCUGGAGAUAAUGCUGCUUUCCUCUUCAGCCUCGUGGAGAAGAGGGCCUACAAAUUAACUCUCCCAGAGCCACCCAUCCACAGAAGGUACCUGAUUGGAUCGUCACUUGGAUGGUUGGUUACUGCUGAUGAGCGUUCUGAGAUGCACCUUGUCAAUCCGGUCACUAGUGAACAGAUUUCUCUCCCUUCUGUCAUAACCGUUGAGCAGGUGACGCCCAUUUUUGACGAAAACGGUGUAAUUUUUUCUCACCACAUGGCAGGCUCCGUUGCUGGACCACCUUCAACACAUUCUUUAAGCAGAUUGCGGGACUACCUCUUUCAUAAGGCAUUUCUAUUUUAUGAUGCAUCUGCAAGAAGAUAUAUCGUAGCGUUGAUCCACAAUCCAUUUGGGCAGCUUUCAUUUGCUUGUCCAGGGGAUGAAAAGUGGACAUGGCUGCCACCACACGCAAAUUUUGAUGACUGCAUCUAUAAGGAUGGUCUGUUAUAUGCAGUGACAUUGCUUGGUCAAAUUGUCGCCUUUGAUCUCAGCGGGGCUGUGGUCACAACAAAGAGUUUACGUUAUCCAGGCUCCAUGGGGUGA
Panicum hallii is the source of this 780-nucleotide messenger RNA. RefSeq names its product probable F-box protein At4g22165. Gene Ontology annotation, molecular function: protein binding. NCBI's taxonomy places the organism in Eukaryota, Viridiplantae, Streptophyta, Magnoliopsida, Poales, Poaceae. The record is from RefSeq and is a predicted model, not a curated record.